CAGAGUGAAGAUGCAAGGAGGGAGGAGGUGACUUCCAUGACUGAGCACUAGAAGACUGCGAUGCUGCCAAGGGGAAAUGAGAGGGUGGACUUGAACUCAACGUCAUGUAGUGGCAGUGAAGGCAGCAUUGACUUCACUGUCACGUCUUGGAGGAGCAGCAGCAGCAGGAGGAGGAGGAGGAGGAAUAAUGUGCAACGUUAUGCCGUUAGAGAGAAGGUGCGGAUAGGAGGAAGGAGGCAGGGGAGACUUCAACUGUGGGUCACUGGAGCUCCAUCGACCCCUGCCAGUGUUUAGGAAUCCAGGCUCGAUACUCCGACUGGAUCUCCUUUUCACAAACAUCAUCACCCACUGCGUGACGUCAAAGGGGUCCUCCAUUUCCCCUUAAAGGGCCAGUACAUAGAAAUCAGAAUGCAGCACUUUGCCUCCAACGUCUCUCUCUUUGGACACAUUAUCCCCUUCGCUUGACAGCUGGGGGGGCUUUUUUUAGCGGGUUAAAAAAUAGUAAAACGACAUAAGGUGGGCGAGGUCACGUGCUGACACUUGAAGCAUGCACAUAGUAAAAUGGCUACUGUUUUAUUUUACAUUUUCGGUGCCGAAUACAUUGCCAUUUGCACACCAGUUAGAGCUCGACGUCCAUAAAAGGUGGCCGUCACAAAUAGGCUCUGCUGACUCAGCUGUCGGUGACCUUUUUAGGUGCCCGGAAAUUGGACGCCUUCAAGUACACCGGCAGCCAUGAAGCACACAUCAACAUUGCCCCUGGACCUCCAUAUGUAACAAAUGACGUCAUUGCCGGGCGGUGGUGUGUGACGUCACAAGUGACUUUUCCCGUUACUUAGCUAGCCCAGCAGUUCUGCCCUUCAAACAGAAUAUCAUACGUUUAACUUUAAUGGCUGAAUUGGGUUGUAAGGCGCAUUCAUGGGGCAGGUUAGGACUCGUCAGACUGGUUCCUCCUACUUCCUCAUAUUUAGCCGUGGAAUACCAAAGCGGUGGAUUCUUAAACUCUUCCUAAAGUGGGUUAUUCCAGACAGCUGAAGGACAGGAUACAGUGAAUGCAACAUAAUGGCAGACAAGAUCAAAGAUGCUAAGAUUAUCUUUGUAGUCGGCGGUCCCGGUUCCGGUAAGGGCACCCAGUGUGAGCGGGUAGUGGCUAAGUACGGCUACACCCAUCUGUCGUCUGGGGAUCUGCUGCGUGCCGAGGUCAGCUCGGGGUCCGAGCGAGGCAAGCAGCUCCAGGCCAUCAUGCAGAGGGGGGAGCUGGUGCCCCUGGAAACCGUCCUGGACAUGAUUAAGGACGCCAUGAUCGCCAGGGCGGACGUCUCCAAGGGCUUCCUGAUUGACGGUUACCCCCGUGAGGUGAAGCAGGGGGAGGAGUUUGAGAAAAAGAUUGGCAAACCCUGCCUGCUUUUGUACGUGGACGCCAAAAGCGAGACCAUGGUCAAGCGGCUUCUGAAACGUGGCGAGACAAGCGGUCGUUCGGACGAUAACGAGGAGACCAUCAAGAAGCGCCUGGACCUUUAUUACAAGGCAACUGAACCCGUCAUUGCUUUCUACGAGAAACGUGGCAUUGUCAGAAAGGUGGACUCUGAGCUUCCUGUGGAGGAGGUCUUCAGCCAGGUCUCCAAGGCCAUUGAUGCUCUGUAAGGCACACACGGAGAUCGAGCAGCCGGCCUGAGCAAACGGUCUUACACGACCGCCCUCGAAACGAACUAAAGCAUCGAUGAUGAUGGUUUGCUGACUUGACAUCGUUUGAUUGACACUUGGACCCAAAGUUAGUCGGAAUGAAAUAAUUGCAAUUUGAACUAAACUCCCCUCAUGAAAAGUAAACAAGCACUUUGGGAUCCGCACCUUUUCAUCAUUGACAGCCAUUUUUAUGCAAAUAAGGGCAUCGUACAAAUGUUAACCUUUUUGGCUAAGAGCCGUGAAAGCCACAUAUUUUAAUAUCUAUUCACAUAAACGCCAUCUAAUGUUUUUUUUUAAAUUAAUUACAAACAUUAAAUUCAACUAAAUGUGUGCAUUUUUAAGCCAGACCAACAAAGUUUGACCUUAUGGUGCUGCAUGGCUUUGCUCUCUAUUCCGGAUCUUUCCGUCGGCGUCUUCAUUGUACAAAGGAUCGGCUCUACAAGACUGAUUCUCAAUGACCCGGCUAGCUAGGCUGCCGCUUUAUCCAGAAAUCCUGACAUUGGAUGAUGAUGGGUGGAUUAAAAUGUGUAAUAAGGGUCCCCAAGCCAUAGGUUGCCCACCCCUGUUUUAGCGAAACCCUAAAAUAAACCAUAAUCAUGCAUCAUCUAAAACCAAAAGUAUUCAACUCUCACAUAUUAGUGGACAAAUUAGGUUUUGGGAGAUUCUUUUAGACGAGCGACCCGAGUGAAAAGUCUGCAAACACUUCAUUAGCUGAACUUUGACCCCGGCUUGAGGCAUUUUUCAGUAUGCAAAUUUGGAAUGAUCCAUCCAAAGCUUCUUUUGCAUAAUCCUGCUGACAGAGGUAAUAACUCCUUUCACACAAAACGUAAUACGUGCCUCGCAUCCCAUCCUAAAAAAACGAAGGUCUGCUUUUGUGCCAACUCCAUGAAGCAUGCGCUUAUUUAUUUAGCUUUCCCGCUAAGAAUGUCGUCCAACAGCACAAAGUCACUGAUGUACAUAAAAGUGCAAAGAAUACUGAGUUCUAAUAAAGAAUCCUAUCUAUA
Messenger RNA from Doryrhamphus excisus (bluestripe pipefish), 2684 nucleotides. It is a transcript of the gene ak1, whose product is annotated as adenylate kinase 1. NCBI's taxonomy places the organism in Eukaryota, Metazoa, Chordata, Actinopteri, Syngnathiformes, Syngnathidae. The record is from RefSeq and is a predicted model, not a curated record. Gene Ontology annotation, molecular function: ATP binding; AMP kinase activity; nucleoside diphosphate kinase activity. Gene Ontology annotation, biological process: nucleoside triphosphate biosynthetic process; ATP metabolic process. Gene Ontology annotation, cellular component: cytoplasm.